GUCUCUGGGGAGCUGCCGGCUGCCUGGGGGCUACGCUCUCCUGGCUGUGUGAAGCCCUCCCUGGGCAGCCGGGCCGCAUGGCACUGGGGGGCUUCAAGGGCUCCUGGCUGGCCUUCCACGUGGGCAUCGUGACCGGCUUCAUCAGCACCUUCUACUUGCUCAAUGGCCUGCUCUGGCCGCAGCCCCCGGGCCCCGAGAGCCAGACGCCCCACCCUGACGCCUGGGUCGUCCAGCACCCAGCGCUCCUCAGCGCUGGCCACCCGCACCUCUCAGGGGAGGUCAGCACGACUGCGGCCGAGCUGUACAGCAAGGUGCGGAUCCUGUGCUGGGUCAUGACGGGCCCCAGCAACCUGGAGACCAAGGCCCGGCACGUCCAGGCCACGUGGGCGCGGCACUGCAAUGUGGUGCUGUUCAUGAGUUCGGUGCAGGACGACGGCUUCCCCGCCGUGGGGCUGGACACUAAGGAAGGCCGGGACCAGCUGUACUGGAAAACUAUCCGGGCCUUCCAGUACGUCCACCAGCACCACCUGGAGCAGGCCGACUGGUUCCUCAAGGCGGACGACGACACCUUCGUGGUGCUGGACAACCUGCGCUGGCUGCUGGCCAACCACACGCCUGAGGAGCCCGUCUACUUCGGGAAGCGCUUCAAGCCCUACGCCAAGCAGGGCUACAUGAGUGGCGGGGCCGGCUACGUCCUCAGCAAGGAGGCCCUAAGGCGCUUUGUGGAGGGCUUCAGGACCCAGGUGUGCAGCCACACCACCUCGGUGGAGGACCUGGCCUUGGGCCAGUGCAUGGAGAAGAUGGGGGUGCGGGCGGGGGACUCCCGGGACGCCGCUGGGCGGGAGACUUUCCACCCCUUUGGGCCCGAAUCCCACCUCACCGGGAAGUUCUCCAAGAGCUUCUGGUACUGGAAGUACUGCUACUAUCCCAUCGUGGAGGGCCCCCAGUGCUGCUCCGACCUGGCCAUCUCCUUCCACUACGUGAACCCCGAGCUUAUGUAUACCCUGGAGUUCCUGACCUACCACCUGCGGGCCUAUGGUUACCGCUACCGCUACCAGCCGCCCCUGCCGGAGAACGCCGCUCGCCUGCUGCAGCGCCAGGGCUGGCCGAAGGCGGCCAACGCUACGCUGCUGGUGCAGGGCACCAAGAAACUGUAGUGGGGCUGGGAGGAGGCGGUCGGUCCGGGAUCGGGCUCUGUGCCUGAUGUGGGGCUGGCGUCCUGGGCGAGCCAUGGCCAGGAGCCACGGCCACGUGGCAGCCCCUGAACUGGAUGAUGGAGGGGGCUGUCUCGGGCUAGCUGCCAUCCCAGUUGGCACUAACUGCCCCCCUUGCUGGUAGAGGGGCAGAGGGACCCCCCAUAGAGGGUCCUCUCCAGGGCAGGGGCAGGCCUGGGGUGAGGGGUUCAGCCUCCUGGCCCGUGUCUCUGAUGCCACGCUCCUGCCCUGGCCCCAUCCAACAGACCCAAUCCCUAGGAGAUGCCCGGAGCCCAACCAAUGGUGACUUGGGGAAGGGGAGGCUGGAGCUACAUUUGGUGGUGAGGGAGGGUCCUCGCACCCUCCCCUCCCCUCCCUCCACAGUCAAUAGGGCAGGGUCACAAGGCACAGGGAAGAUGAGGCAGGUAGUCCAGGCCACUGAGGGGCCUUUCGGGCUCUGUCUGAUGGGCCCUUCCAGGAGGGGAUGAGUCUGGAUCAGUCCAUGGAAGGCUUUAUAAUGGGGGCAGCAGCCAUCUUCCCUCCCCCCCCCCACUGCCCAGGGGGGCCUGAAGGGUGUGAGGUCUGAGGAAGGCACAUGGGGGAAAGGAAGCGGGCAGGUUUCCCAUUGUGGGGGGAGGGGGAGGAGCUGAGAAGCCAUGAUGAGGGGCACAUGGGGUGGCAUGUGAUGGUGGCGGCAAGCAGUUCUGGGAGCAGGGUCUGGCUGGGCUGGAGAGAGGCCCUUGGCAGUGGGGACGAAGGGGUGGGCGGGCAUGCGAGAGGCAGAAGCGCUGCCCUUGGCUAGAGGUGCACGGCGCCCAACCAAUCGCAAAUUGUGGGUGGAGAAAAACCCCGUGGCAAGCCACGGUCAAUACCACUAAAUGGCGAGGGGGCCAAGGGUGAUACCACCGCCUCCAGGUUUGGCUGGAGCCCUGCCACGGAUCAGUCCACUGCAUGGGGAGGGGGCCAUGGGCAAUACCACCACAGGCUGAGCUGGAGCCCUGCCACAGAUCGUACCACUAUGGGUGAGCAGGCCAUGGAUCAUACCACUGCAUGGUGAGGGGGCUAUGGCCGAUACCACUGCCAGCUAAGCUGGAGUGCUGCCAGGGAUCAGACCACUGCAGAGUUAGGGGGCCACAGGCUGAGCUGGAGCCCUGCCACGGAUCAUACCACUGCACGGCAAGCAGGCAAUAGAUUGUACCACUGUUGGGUGAUGGGGCCAAGGAUCGUACCACUUUGGGGUGAGCAGGAACCCCGCAGCAGAUGGCACCACUUCACAGCUCACACGUGGCUUGUGAAAUGCCCGUGGCAGCCCCCUCCCCCCCCCCGUGGUGCACUGGAGCAGGGGGUCUCAUCACUGUCCUCAUGGGAGAAUCAAGGGGCGAAUUGGGCUUUGGGGUGAAUAAACGCUGCUUUGGUUUUUGUAAAGAAA
Messenger RNA from Chrysemys picta bellii (western painted turtle), 2622 nucleotides. RefSeq names its product glycoprotein-N-acetylgalactosamine 3-beta-galactosyltransferase 1-B-like. Gene Ontology annotation, molecular function: N-acetylgalactosaminide beta-1,3-galactosyltransferase activity. The record is from RefSeq and is a predicted model, not a curated record. Lineage: Eukaryota; Metazoa; Chordata; Testudines; Emydidae. Gene Ontology annotation, cellular component: membrane.